UUCUUCGCUUCGGCGUGUCGUUUGGUCCCGCCCUUCUCAGCCGCGGCCUCCGCCAUGUGGGUGCCUUUUACGGGAUCCGCUUGCCUCCUGCUCGUGGCCUCCAUGUGCAGCGGGCUUUCGUCGCGGUCCCAGGAGUUGCGCUACCCGCCUGAGCGAAUAGCUGUAAUUGGAGCUGGCAUUGGGGGCACAUCUGCAGCCUACUUUCUGCGCCAGAAGUUUGGAAAAGAUGUCCUGAUUGAUGUAUUUGAAAGAGGGACUGUGGGUGGCCGCCUAGCUACUGUCAACCUGAAAGGAGAAGACUAUGAAGCAGAAGGAACCUCCAUUCACCCUCUUAACCUGCACAUGAAGCAUUUUGUCAAAGAAUUAGGAAUUCCUGGUCCAAAAAGGCAAGGUGGCCUCAUGGGCAUUUUCAAUGGAGAUGAGUUUGUCUUUGAGGAGAGUAGCUGGUACAUCUGGAAUUUUAUCAAGCUCCUGUGGCACUAUGGACUGAAUCCCUUGCGAAUGCACAUGUGGAUAGAAGAAAUUCUGGACAAGUUUAUGAGGAUCUAUCAGUAUCAGGCCCACGACUAUGCGUUCAGCAGCAUUGAAAGUUUGCUUCAUGCCCUUGGAGGGGUUGAACUCCUCCAGAUGCUGAAUCAGACCAUUGAUGAAUCUAUGCAGAAGUCUGGCUUUUCUCAGAAGUUCAUCAAUGAGGUAGUAGCUGGAGUCAUGAGAGAAGACUUUGGCCAAGGUACCAGUAUCAAUGGUUUUGUAGGCACCUUAUCUUUAGCAGGAGAUGAUCCUGGACUUUGGUCAGUAGAAGGCGGCAACAAACGGGUAUGCUCUGGCCUUCUGCAAACUUCCAAAGCACAGCAGAUUUCUGGCACAGUUAUUUCUAUAGAGGAGAAGACAAGGCAAAAUGGGCGUUCAGGUGGUAUUGUGAAGCUGUAUGAAGUGACCUACGAUUCUACAUCAGGAUUAGAGAGAGAGGCGUACGACAUCAUUAUGAUUGCAACCCCCUUGAACCAUAAGUCUGCCAACAUAACAUUCCUCAACUUCAACCCACCCAUUCCUGAGUUCUCCAAGCCUUAUCAAGAGACUGUAGCAACAUUUGUCCACGGUCAGAUCAAUGCCUCUUUCUUUGGCUACCAGCACCCUUCCUACUUCAAUUUAAAGCACAUUGUCACUGUGGAAAAUUCCAAAUUGUUUAUAAAUUCCAUGGUCACUUUGUAUCCAGUUAAGAUCAGAAAAGAUGCAUUAAACCCUCAAAUCUGGAAAAUUUUCUCACCCCAACCCCUCACCAAAGAGCAAAUGGACCUUCUUUUCAUAUCCUAUGAUGCCACUAGAGUAAAAACAUGGCUAGCCUACCCACACUACAGCCCCCCAGAGAAAUGCCCACCUCUCAUCCUUCACAGUAGAAUGUACUACCAAAACAGCAUAGAAUGUCUUGCAAGCGGCAUGGAAAUGAGUGCAGUUUCAGCCCAAAAUGCUGCUCUUCUGGCUUACCACCGCUGGUACGUAAAUACGGAUAUGAUUGAUCAGGAAGAUUUGCAUGAAAGACUCAAAACAGAGCUCUGAGUUGGAAUCCUCAGGUCUACAUUCCUCUUUCCCCUGGGGAAAAACAACAACUCAGAAAAGGUAUUCCUGGAGGCCAUCACCUCUUUGAUAGGCAAAAAUACACAGUAGGUAGUAUUCCUCAGUUACCAGUCCAGUUUUAAGAACACUUGGUAACUGAGGAACACAACCUACUGUGUAUGUUUGCCUAUGCAGAGCUAAGACCUUCAGGAAUAUUUUUUCAAAACUCAGAAAGAAGUCUCUCAUACUAGAAUGUAUCCAAAGUGUUGCCUACUACCAUUGUGGUAAUGUUUCUUAAGACUAUUAGAGAGCACUGAAUAUAAUUCAGCCUCACUGUGUCAUAGCUGCUUAACUUUAAUCUCACUUAAUUGGGCUACAUGAAUAAGUGAAAUUUUGCACCUGUGUUAAAUCUUAACACAGCCUACAGCUUGUAGGUCUAACCAUUCCAAGCCAGAUCACAAUUUUACUGUAAGUAAGUUCUCCAAUAGCCUUCGAGGUGAAAGCCAUUGUGCUCUUCUCUAAUACAACCCUCCCUAAAGUGCAUGGGGGGGAUAAGGUAUACAGGAGUCAUUAUUGGUAAAGUGUGUCCUAUAGUGUGGAAUCUAUUGAAAACAUGCUUAAAGUAAGGUUUAUGAAAGGUAGGAAUACACUGGACAUCAUCUAACAGAAGGAAAUGGAAGGCAAAGAUUAGAUGUGCCAUGCAUGUUAGCUUGGGUUUUUACCCUAAUUCUUGAGAGCCAUCAGAUGUGGGAGAAAAGCCAAAACCAACAGCAAGUUCCCACAGUAGUACAAUUAGAGUCAAAUCUCUAACAUGCCAAGGUACAAUUCAAUAGAUUUUGCCUUUUGGUUAUUAACGUAUACAUAGCCCCUCAAAAUAAUAAGCUAAGGCUACAGGAAAUCUGGAGCAAUCUUGAAAAGUACAUUACUAAUCUUCUACUGAAGCUCCUGGAUGCUCUUGUAUUAGCAGCUGGUGGUUUUAAAUUUGAUACAGAGCUGCCCUGAGUCCGCUUGCGGAGAGGGUGGAAUAAAAAUUUAAAGUAAAUAAAUAAAUAAACUCAUGUUUCUGGUUAUAAAAGAAUAAAAGGAUCCAAAAUGUAGGUAAGCAAACCAAGGACUUCCUCAGCUGCAACAAGAUCUGACAGCUCAGCAGCAAAUUGAUCAGCCGUCAGGUGAGGGUGGGAUAUAAAUCUGAUAAAUAAAUAAAUGGCAUGCACACUGAAGCCAUCUUAAAGUUAUCUAUAAAUAUCGUAUGAAUUACAAGAACAGUUCACACCCAUCUUAGAGCCCCUGAGAGUAAGAUACUUCACACAAAACAUGGUUUGAUCAGGAAUGUUUGUCAGCAAAAAAUCAAUAGCUAAGUUUGCUCAGCCUGUGAUGGAACAGAGCUUACAAGGACAAAAAGCACCCCCUGGAAGUUCUGGAAACAGUCUCUCCAUCAGGCCUUCCACUUAGCCCCAUCAGUUCUGAGGGAACCACAGAAGGGAUGAGAACUGAGGGUGAGGAGAUCUGGGAUAGCCAGAUUCAGAUACCCCUCCUUUAUGAUAUCCCUUGGGAAAAAACUAGUCUUGCAUAUGAUUAAAUACAUUUAUUGGGGCUUUUGCAGGUUCCCUAGUAAAUCAAUUGUUUUUCAUUCUGAGGAAUCAAUUGCUUGUGUUUGUAUUUUGGGUAAACAAUAACAUUGUUAAUUGAGUUUGUUUGUGUCCUUUAUAAAGUUUAUAUUUCUGGUACCUGGCAUUACAUUUCAUGGCACAGCCUGACAAAGUGACACAUAUGUCAGAUCUGGCCCUUGUAACAAAUGAGUUCAACAUCUCUGGUUUACAAAUUACUGCUUUACAAAGGAAGACUUUUUGAUCUCUAACAUACAACUAUAACCCCUGUUCAGCAACUGAAGAGUGCACAUACAAGCUCCUAUUAGGUACAGCAUACUUGUUUACUAUGGAUUGCUAUUUAAAGUUCAGACCAAUGAGCCAUUUGCUACAACUAACACUGGUGCUUGGACUUAAAAUAUUUAACCUAUUAAAACCAGUAAGAAAAUGGUCCUAAAUACCUAAAUUCAUCUGGUUCUGUGAAUUUUGACAUAACACUGUCAUUUAUUCUGUUCACAACUUAUAUCUUGAACAAAACAGUAUUGUGAUAAGCUCGGCACUGUAAUGAUAAGUACUGAUCUUUUGCUAUUAAAGUGAUAACAUCA
Messenger RNA from Heteronotia binoei (common prickly gecko), 3745 nucleotides. Its product is annotated as prenylcysteine oxidase 1-like. The coding region runs from base 55 to 1557 and encodes 500 amino acids. The record is from RefSeq and is a predicted model, not a curated record. The transcript has 6 exons. Gene Ontology annotation, molecular function: prenylcysteine oxidase activity. NCBI's taxonomy places the organism in Eukaryota, Metazoa, Chordata, Lepidosauria, Squamata, Gekkonidae. Gene Ontology annotation, biological process: prenylcysteine catabolic process; prenylated protein catabolic process.